Hirundo rustica (Barn swallow) is the source of this 8412-nucleotide messenger RNA. RefSeq names its product ret proto-oncogene (gene RET). The coding region runs from base 253 to 3456 and encodes 1067 amino acids. The transcript is spliced from 20 exons. Gene Ontology annotation, biological process: positive regulation of kinase activity; cell surface receptor protein tyrosine kinase signaling pathway; multicellular organism development. The record is from RefSeq and is a predicted model, not a curated record. Gene Ontology annotation, cellular component: axon; membrane; signaling receptor complex. Gene Ontology annotation, molecular function: ATP binding; transmembrane receptor protein tyrosine kinase activity; calcium ion binding. NCBI's taxonomy places the organism in Eukaryota, Metazoa, Chordata, Aves, Passeriformes, Hirundinidae.
AGUUUUACUGAAUGAGGGAAGACAGACUGAAGCUUAGGAAAAAACCAGGAAACUGUCAAUGCAACAGUACUGUCAAAGGCAGAAUGGGCAAGAUUUUCAGAAAAUGGUUUGCUAGUAUGUUUCAUGGGGUCAUCGUUUUUUCUAGCAUUACAUAAUGAAGAUGGAUUUCUCACCUAGAUUUCAGUGGCCUUGGGUCUCUACUUCCCCAGGAAGGAGUACUUGGAGAAUGUCUACAUUGACGAGCCAGCAGGAAUGCCGCUUCUGCGCAUCCAUGCCUUGAAGGAUUCACACGAGGAAGAGGCGCACUUCCAUCUGUGCCAGAACCUCAUCAUUUCUCGAGCAAGAUCACAUGAAAAUAAUUGGUUCCGAAUCAGAGAAAAAACAGGACGUCUCUACCUCAGCAAAAGCCUGGAUAGAGAGGACUUUAACAUGCUCUCUGUAGGAAAUUGGAUGCCAUUAUCCAAGGUGAUGCUGUAUGUCUUCCUUUCAUCCCACCCUUUCCAAGAGAAGGAAUGUGACUCCGCUACACGCACCACGGUUUUCCUCUCUUUGAUCAAUGCGACUGCACCAGCUUGCAGUUCCCUGACAGCAAGGCAGCUUUGCUUCACAGAAAUGGAUCUCUCCUUUCACAUCAAGGAGAAUAAACCACCUGGUACAUUUCAUCAGCUCCAGUUACCCUCAGUUCAUCAUCUGUGUCAGAAUCUCAGCAUUUCCUACAAAUUGCUUGCAGCUGAAGGCGUUCCCUUUCGGUACAACGAGAACACCACCAGCGUGCAGGUGACACAGCGCCUGGAUCGGGAGGAGAGGGAGAGAUACGAGCUCAUUGCCAAGUGCACCGUCAGAGAGGGAUUCCGGGAAAUGCAGGUCGAGGUGCCUUUCCUGGUGAACGUGUUAGAUGAAGAUGACUCUCCUCCCUUCCUUCCCAACGGCACCGAUACCGCAGAUGCUGUCGUGGAGUUCAACAGGAAAGAGGGCACUGUUCUUUCCACGCUGACCGUGUACGAUGCAGACACCACACCUAUUUAUCCCCUUGAAAGCAGCAGAAAGAAAUACACAGGAACCAUCAUUACUGACGAUCCCUGGAUAAGUGAAACAUUUCGCAUAGAGCACAUCUUUGAUGAAAUCCACUUCAGCCCAAAUGGCAGCCAAGUGAGGGGAACUCGGCACGAGUACAAGCUGGUACUGAAUAAAAGCAUUUCAGUCACAGAGCAUCGUUCCUUCCAGCUGGAUGUUUUGGUGAAUGACACAGAAUUUCAGGGCCCAGAAAGAUCGGUGAUGCUUCAUUUCAAUGUCUCCAUCCUCCCUGUCAGCAUUCAGUUUUCCAACAUAACUUACCAGUUCACAGUGAACAGAAAUGCUGAACGCUUUGCACAAAUAGGAAAGAUCUGCAUUGAAAACUGCAUGAAAUUCCGUGGUGUAAACAUCACCUACAAGCUGCUGUCCCCCAACGCCAGCUGCUAUCCUGUCAGCAUUCUGCAAGGCCGAGAGGACAAAUACGGGAGCCUCUACGUGAACGAUUCCACUGUGCUGCGCAGACCCGAAUGCAAGGAAAUACAAUACACUGUUCAAGCUACAGACAAGCAGAGCAGGAAACACACCAAAACCCUCCUCACUGUUGUCCUGGAAGGGACUUUGUUAAAAAAAGAAGAGGACUGCCCUGACUCUUGUGCUAUAAGUAAGCACCGUGCUGAAUGUGAAGAGUGUGGCGGCCUGGGAGUGCUAACAGGAAGAUGCCAGUGGAGACAGGGGAGUGGGAAAGGGAUCACCACAAACUAUUCCACGUGCACCCCGAGCAUCAAGACUUGUCCGGAUGGCGUCUGUGACGUGGUGGAGGGCAGAGACCCGGCUGUGUGCCCCCAAGACUGCACAAGUGGAAACAUUAUUGGUGGCCACGGGAAGGGCAUUGGAAAUCUUGGAAUUAAGUCAGGACAUGGGAUUUGUUACUGCUUCCCAAGACAGAACUGUUAUUGUGAGAAAGAUGAUAUCAAAGAGCAACUGUGCGAUGACGUGUGCAAGACUGUGAUCACCGGGGCAGUGGUGCUGUGCUUCGUCAUCUCCGUGCUGGUUUCCUUCUACUGCAUCCACCGUUACCACAAGAAUUCCCCGAAGCCGCCCAUCGCCUCUGCGGAAAUGACGUUCCGGCGCCCGGCGCAGCCCUACCCCAUCAGCUACUCUUCCAGCAACGUCCGCCGGCCUUCCCUGGAUUCCAUGGAGAACCAGGUGUCUGUAGACACCUUUAAAAUCCCAGAAGAUCCAAAGUGGGAAUUCCCUCGGAAGAACCUAGUUCUGGGCAAGACUCUUGGAGAAGGAGAAUUCGGAAAGGUCGUCAAGGCAACAGCGUUCCGACUCAAGGGAAGGGCUGGCUAUACUACUGUGGCAGUGAAAAUGUUAAAAGAAAAUGCUUCCCAGAGUGAGCUGCGAGAUCUCCUGUCGGAGUUCAACCUUUUGAAACAAGUCAACCACCCUCAUGUCAUCAAACUUUAUGGAGCCUGCAGUCAAGAUGGCCCGCUGUAUUUAAUAGUGGAAUACGCCAAGUACGGCUCCUUGCGCAGUUUCCUCAGGGAAAGUCGAAAAGUAGGCCCGAGCUACGUGGGCAGUGACGGCAACAGAAAUUCCAGUUAUUUGGAUAACCCUGAUGAGAGAGCCCUAACGAUGGGAGACCUGAUCUCGUUUGCGUGGCAGAUAUCCCGAGGGAUGCAGUACCUUGCAGAGAUGAAGCUUGUGCAUCGGGAUUUAGCAGCCAGGAACGUGCUGGUGGCAGAAGGGCGCAAAAUGAAGAUUUCCGAUUUUGGCCUCUCACGUGAUGUGUACGAAGAAGAUUCGUAUGUAAAGAGGAGCAAGGGUCGAAUCCCUGUGAAAUGGAUGGCUAUAGAGUCCCUGUUUGACCAUAUCUACACAACACAAAGUGACGUAUGGUCAUUUGGAGUUCUGCUAUGGGAAAUUGUUACAUUAGGAGGCAAUCCUUACCCAGGUAUUGCUCCUGAAAGACUCUUUAACCUCCUAAAAACAGGCUAUAGAAUGGAGAGACCCGAAAACUGCAGUGAAGAAAUGUACAGCCUCAUGUUGCGCUGUUGGAAGCAAGAGCCCGAUAAAAGACCAACAUUUACUGAGAUCAGCAAGGAACUAGAGAAAAUGAUGGUGAAGAGUAGGGACUACUUAGACCUCGCAGCUUCCACACCCUCCGAUUCCUUACUGUACGAUGACGGGCUCUCAGAAGAGGAGACACCUCUCGUGGACUGUAAUAAUGCUCCCCUCCCUCGAACCCUCCCUUCCACAUGGAUUGAAAACAAACUCUAUGGCAUGUCAUACCCGAACUGGCCUGAGGAGAGCCCCGUUCCACUCACAAGAUUCGAUGGCACUAACUCUGUGUUUUCAAGAUAUGCAAAUGAUAGUGUAUAUGCUAACUGGAUGGUUUCACACUCAGCGGCAAAAUUUAUGGACAAGUUUGAUAGCUAAAAUUUUCUUUGUGAAAGGUAAAGGACUCCUGAGGAAAACAAGGAGGCAAAGAGUGGGAAGUCCAUUGGCUUGUUCUUUGUACAAUCAACAACUAACUUUUAAAUUGGCAAUUCCCUUUAUUGGUAGUUUUUAAAGUGUGUUACUUAUGAAGGCUAUAAUUGGUACUCCCCCCUUUCAGAAAACAUAUCAAGCUGGGUAAGAGUUGUAGUUCUGGUACUUCUUUCUAAGUUGCCAGUUUGCAUAUGGCUCCAUUUGGCAACUUCUUAGUGCAAAUGGCUUUGCACUUCAUCCUCUGUGGUUUUUAGACUAACCAUCCUGUGUUACAGCGUCCUGGGAUGGUAAAAUGUACUUGAACUGCUACUUUUAUAGUGGCUGUUAGCAUACAACCACUUGAUCUAAGCAGGAAGCACAAACAAUAUAUAGAAGGGAGGAGGGAAACAGGCUCCCAGAUUACUGAGCUUGCUGUCAAAUGACAAGUGUUAGAAUGAUGUUGGCACUGACAAGGCCAAUAUCUUGGUUUGGAAGCAAACAUUUAGUAACUCAGUAGAGGACUUGAGAUUCAACAUUUGAAGUCUUGUAAAAUGUAUUGUCUUGUCUUAAUGAGAAGAGAAUUUGUUUUAUUAGUUUUAACUUCUCUUACCUUUAGCACAAUGGAGAUAAAUUUGAUACAAGAUAAACUGUAUAGACUGAUGGCAAUCAAGAGUGUUCGUCUGACACAUUUACUUUCCAUCACCAACAUACUAGUAAUGUUAAAUCAUAGUUAUACAGUCAUAGUUUCUUUUAUGAGUUAAAAAUAGGCUAUACAAGAUUUUUUGACUGAAUUCAUAGAAUAGAAUAGUAACAUCAUAGAAUGGUUUGUAUUGGAAGGGAACUUGGAGGUCAUCUAAUUCCAACACCCAGCCUCCCUGCCUGCUCUUCCACUGUGGGCCAGGGGCACCUUUCACUAAACCAGGUUGCUCAAAUUCCCAUCCAACCUAGACUCGAACACUGCCAGGGAUGUGGCAUCCACAACUUCUCUGGGCAACCUGUUCCUGUACCUCACCACCUUCACAGUAAAGAAUUUCUUCUAAAUAUCUAACCCUGUAGAAACUUCCCUUUCCAGCUUUCCUGUAGGCUCCCUUUAGAUACUGAAAGGCUGCUCUAAGGUCUCCCUAGAGCCUUCUCCAGGCUGAACAGCCCAACUCUCUCAGCCUGUCUUUAUAGGAGAGGUGCUCAGCCCUCUGAUGGUCUUUGUGACCCUCGUCUGGACUCACUGCAACAGGUCCAUGAACUCUUAUUCUGAGGACCCCAGAGCUGAUUGGUGUCACAAGAAUAGAGUAGAUGGGGAGAAGCCCCUCCUUGACCUGCUACCCAUGCUGCUUUUGAUGUAGCCUGGGAUACAGUUGGCUUGUUAGGCUAUAAAAACACAUUGUCUGGUCAUAUUGAGCAUGUCAUCAAUCAACACCCCCAAGUCCAUUUCCCCAGGGCUGCUCUCAAUCCAUUCUCCAGCCAGCCUGUCUCUUUGCUUGGAAUUGCCGUGACCCAGGUGCAGGACCUUUUCUUGGCCCUGUUGAACUUCAUGAGGUUUGUGUGGGCCCACCUCUCAAGCCUUUCAAGGUCCCUGUGGAUGGCAUCCCUUCUCUCCAGUGUGUCAGCUGCACCACACAGCUUGGUGUCAUUGAAAAACUUGCUGAAGGUGCCCUCGAUCCUGCUGUCAGUGUUGCCAACAAAGAUGUCAAACAGUGCCAGUCCCAAUACCACCCCUUAGGAACAGCACUCGUCACUGGUCUCCACCUGGACAUCGAACUGUUGACAGCAACUCUGAGUGUGACCGUCCAGCCAAUUCCAUCUCCACCACCUGGUCCAUCCAUCAAAUCCAUGCCUCUCCAGUUUCAAGACAAAGAUGUCAUCUAUGACAUUGUGUCAAAUGCUCUGCACAAGUCCAGGUAGAUGGCGUCAGUCUUCUCUUUCCCACCAGCACUGUCCUGUCAUAGGGCAAAAUAUGACCCAUAUUUAUAGGGUUUGCCCUUAGUGAUGCCAGUGGGCUGUCACCAGUCACCUUAUUUUCCAUAUUUUGUCAUCAGGCUCCAUGGACUUGUGGGCCCUCAGGUUCCUUAGCUGAUUUGGAACCUGACCUUCCCCUACGGUGGGUGGUUCUUUAUUCUCAGAGUCCCUGCCUAUGCCCCCUCAGCAAAGGCGCUCAUGCAGACUUGGGCCUCAGUGGCUGAAGAACUUGCUGGUGAAGACCAAGGCAAAAAUGUUUUCUCCAUGUCCCAGGUAACCAAGAGUCCCGUUUCUUUCUAGAGGGUUCACAUUUUCACCAGUGUAUCUGUAGAAGGUUUUUUGUUGCCCUUGAUGUCCCUGGCCAGAUAGAAUUCUAUCAGGGCUUUAGCUUUCCUAACCUGGUCCCUGGCUGCUUGGAUAAUUUCUCUGUCUUCCUCUCAGGCUAUCUGUCCUUGCUUUCACCCUUUUUCUGUGGGGGAAGCAUAGGCUUCCUUUUGUGUUUGAGUUUGUCCAGGAGCUCCUUGUUCAUCCAUGCAGGUCUCCUGAUGUCUUUGCCUGACUUCCUCUUUGUUGCAUCGCCCCUAACCUUGCAAGAGGUGAUCCUUGAAUAUUAACCAGCUUUCUUGGAUCACUCUUCCUUUCAGGGCUUUAUACCAUGGUACUCUACCCAGAAGAUCCCUGAAGAGGCCAAGGUGUGCCCUCUUGAUGUCCAGGUUAGUGAGCUUGCUGUGCACCUCCUCACUGGCCUGAGGAGCUUGAAGUCCACCAUUUCAUGGUCACUGCAGCAAAGGCUGCCCUUGAGAUUCACAUUCCUUACCAACCUCUCAUUGGAAAGAACAAGGUCUAGCAUGGCAACUCUCCUCAUUUACUCCUCUGGCACUUGAAGAAGCAAGUUAUCAUGUAUUUGUAUUCCAAGAAUUUCCUGGAUUGCUCAUGUCAUGCUAUGUUGUCCCUCCAGUGGAUAUUGGGGUAGUUGAAGUCCCCCAUGAGGACCAGGGCUUGUGAAUAUGAGGCAGCUCUCCUUCUGUCUGUAGAGGGUCUCAUCUGCUUGGGUUUCAUCUCCUGGUUGGGUGGCCUUAGACCCCCACUGUAAUGUCGCUUGUCCUUGCCCUCCCUUUAAUCCUGACCCAUUAACUCCUCAUCCAACCCCAGUACAGCUCCAAACACUCCAUGUGGUCAUGGACAUAGAAGGCAACACCCCUUUCUCCUGUUCCCUGCCUGUCCUUCCUAGAGGGCCUGUAUCCUUCCACUCCAGCACUCCAGUCAUAGGAGCCAUCCUACCACAUGCCUGAUGCCAAUAAGAUCGCAGCCCUGCAGGUGUGCAGUCUUCUACUGCUCUUGUUUGUCCCCUGUGCUACAUGUAUUUGCAUAAAGGUGUUGAAGUUGGGCCCCUGAUGGAGCAGACUUACUGGCAGGAAUGGCUGGAAUUCCCUCGCGCAGCACUUCAGGUUCUCUCUUGCUGAUUUGCAAUCCCUCUCCAGGCUCUGGGCAUCCCUUGCUGGUGCUGGCAUCAAACGAGUAGGAUUGGAAUGGACUGAGGAUUCCCUCUCCCAGCAACUUCAAUGUAAUAUCUUCCUCACCAGCUUGGCAAGCCUGGGACCAGAGCUGCUCUGCCCAUUCCCUGGCAGAUGGGCCCCCAUCAGACUCCCAUCAGCCCAGGUCUUCAGCGUGAGUCCUCAGGAGCAGCCAGACCCCUGGCUGUGGAACUAGACCCCUAACCAUUUGCUGAUUUGUCAGAUUCACCUGGCUCUUUCAAAGCCGUUCCCUUUGACAGGGAGGCCUGAUGAAAAAGCUGCCAGCACUUGAGUCCCUUGCCACCACUCCCAGUGAUCUUUGAUGUUCUUGCUUCUCCUCAGACCACUCCUGGCUGUGUCCCUGGUGUGCACUUGAAACAGCAGCAGCAGAUAAUGGUCAAGAGACAGUACGAUGCUCUGGUGACACCCCUGCUGCAGCUCUCUGGUUAUCAGUCAGGCUGAUGAGUGAGUCCCUCUGUGCCUCUCAGAGGAGAGUCCCCUGCUGCUCUCACCUGUCACCUUUGCUAGUUGUGCUGGUUGUUACACUGGGAGCAGAUGGGGCUGCCUUACUCGGCUCCAGCCUCACUCCUGAUGUGAUGGGUCCUCCCUCUCCAGCCUGCAGAGUGCUGAAGUGGUUCUGCAGGGGUACCUCAGGCUUUAGGGAAGUCUCUUCCUCCCACAGGUCCUUGCCAUUUCAACUGUCCAUUUUUCUGCCUUACUGACACCCCUCCUCCCUUCUGUGUGUGCAUGGUGGGGGAGUUUUUGUCUCUUUGGCUGUGGGUUUACUGCAGGCUGCCCUUGGAACCAGCCAUCCAACUCCUUCACAGCCUGAAGUUAUGUAGCUUUCUCACCUCCUCCUGCAGCUCUGCCACAGGACAUCCUCUGCCUCAGUACAUCUUUUGCAGAUACUCAAGUACAGAGAUUUUGUUUGCAGUCUUGUUAAGUGGGUUGGAGACCUCCUCUCAGCUCCAAAUUGCAUAUACUGUCAUGCACAGGACACUGUCCUAACAUAAUUCCAAACAAACCUGUUACCUUGAAAGUAGCAAAUAAUAAACAGUUGCAUAACAAAAUUCUCUGCUGUUGAAACUACACAAGGAAAAUGUCACUGGAAUUUGUUAAGAUGAAAUAUAAAAAUGUUGUCCUUACAAAAGUGACUUGAUAUUUGGGAGAACAAUCAGACUGUGAGUCAUGUUCUAUGUGGAAGAGUAAAUGAUCAGCACUACUUUUGUCUUUAUUUGUAAUCCACCAUGGUUAAGGGUAACCUUUCGUUUGCUACAAAUGUUGGGAUGUAAAUCCCGAGUGACUCGUUGUUAGCGUUGUGAUGGUUAUUCCAAAUAAUCCAAUUCUACCAAAGCUUGCUCCUGUCACUUACAGUCCAAUUUAGAUGUUUCAGAUCUGUUUUCAGAUGUUGUUUUGUGUAUCAACUUUAUGUUUCCAUUAAAGUCUAUGAUUUCAGAAA